AUGGCUACGAUGGGGGAGUCGGAGACGGUGGCAUCGAAGCCAGCGGAUGAGGAGCGUCCAGCGCCAGAAAAGGCGCCAGACGCAUCUCUCAAGAGGAAAGCAGAAGACGAAGGCCCCGAGGACGAUUCUCCCAAGCGUGCGAAGCACAAUGACGACGAUGACGAGGACGCGGCAGCAGCAGCUUCAAGGCGGCAACCAUCGCCUAGUCAUGAUCACGAUCACGAUCAUGACCACAGCCGCGAGGGUGAUGGCAAGGAAGUCGCUCCAGCUGCAAAUCAAGACCGGCGAAGACAGGCUAUACAGGAAGAGAAGAAGCGUGGAAAGCGACUGUUUGGCGGCCUUAUGAGUACCCUAAGCCAGACAUCUAACACUUCCCAACAGCAGAAGCGGCGACAGGAAAUUGAGCGCCGGCAGCAGGACCGCAUGCAGAAGCAAAGGGCUGAGGAUGACCAGAAGCGGGCCGAGAAGCUGGAGAAGCUGCACCUAGUACGCAUGGCGGAGCAAAUCGUGUUUGACGAAGAAGUGAUGAAGAAGAAGCACGAAAAACGGCUGGCCAUGGCAAAGUUCUUGCGGACCAGGGCGGAGCCCGCAAUUUUCUACCUUCCAUGGAAAACCACGCCUGAGCAGAAAGAUACCAUCGAGGACCAGAUCCAGAGGGCGAAAGCCACUGUGGAAAAGGAAGUGGAGCAGUUCAAGGCUCGAAAACAGCGGCAUAUUGAGCGGUAUGGUCCCCCAACGAGGCAAAUCAGCGUGACCCCCGAUGAACCUGCUGCCACAAAAGCACCGGAGCGUGAGAGUCCUAUCCGGAGCCCUCGCCACAACGUCGAUAAGCCACACCUACAGGAACGGAGAGUGUCUCAAGACUUGCACAGAGGGCAUCACGAUGAGUCAGGUGAUGACCUUGAGGAGGCUGAGGAGGACAUGGUGAUUUACUGA
Trichoderma aggressivum f. europaeum is the source of this 936-nucleotide messenger RNA. RefSeq lists its product as uncharacterized. The record is from RefSeq and is a predicted model, not a curated record. NCBI's taxonomy places the organism in Eukaryota, Fungi, Ascomycota, Sordariomycetes, Hypocreales, Hypocreaceae. Gene Ontology annotation, cellular component: catalytic step 2 spliceosome. The transcript has 4 exons. Bases 1 to 936 code for a protein of 311 amino acids.